Messenger RNA from Temnothorax curvispinosus, 2704 nucleotides. RefSeq lists its product as uncharacterized. Lineage: Eukaryota; Metazoa; Arthropoda; Insecta; Hymenoptera; Formicidae. The coding region runs from base 35 to 577 and encodes 180 amino acids. The record is from RefSeq and is a predicted model, not a curated record. The transcript has a single exon.
GCUAAACGUUUUCCUGUUCCUGUUACAGGUUUCGAUGGACGCCAUGAAGUACUCUAUGGAGGCUGACAAGUAUCGCGCUGCCUAUAUGCCGCCCAGCACUCUAGCAAUGAGCAUGUACCCAGAUCCCAAGUACCUGGAUUCAUCCAAUGCUAAGGCCUACUGCCUGGACCGUACCUACUUGGACGCGAAAGCGUACUUCGAGCAGUCGAAGUUGUACAUGGAUCAGAAACCGACUAUCGAAUACAAUCGACCCAGCUACGAGCCCAACAAGCUUUACGAGGAAUCCAGCCCGGGCAGCAUCGUCGGCGGUAGCGGGCCUGCAAGGUCACCGCCCGCGGAAUCGCCAGACACGAGCAAGCAACACGAAAGGACGGAGCAGGGUUCGUCCAGCGCGAGUUCGACGUCAACGUCAUCGGCCGCGAGCCCCGGCGCACCUCUGCCGACGGCUUACUAUCCCGGAUCGGUCCAACCCGGCGGCUUGCUGGCUCCGCAGAUGGGCCAGUACCCUCCCGCGUACCAAAUGUCACCGGCAUCGGGAAGCGAGUCCUCUUUUCGACGACCGUUGGUCAUCUUGUGACCCGAUAGAGCGUAGCUCUGAUCUAUCUUCGAGGAGCAGUUGCUGUGAUGGCUACCGCAGACUCGACGGACCGAAACGACGGUACCCGACGGAAACGCAGACUUUUCCGGAUAUUAUCAGUCGCGGUUCCGAUGAUCAGAAGAAGGAGAUGUAAUUCCUCAAGAAGGAUAAUUUCCACGUGUCUCUCUGUGACCAUGAUGACCGUGGAUUUAACGAGACGAAAGUUGAACGUUACGUAUGAUAAAAUCAUUGAGGAAAAAUAUUUAUUUCUUAAAAAAUCAAGCCGAUUAACUAAAAACAUUCCUGGAUUCUGUCAAAUUUUCCAACAAUGACUAUUUCCUCAUCAUAAUGGCUAUCACUGAUUUGGCCGAAACUUGCACCAAUCAUCAUCAUCAUCAUCAUCAUCAAUUAUGAAGUCUUUUUGAAUAUCCUCGAUUCUUUUCUAUACAGAAGAAUUCUAGCAAUUCUUGAAAAAGAUUCCGCGGUGGAUUGAGUGCGCGAUGAAUGAAAAUCUCAUGAAUCAAUUAAAUGAAAUUUGAAGAAGUGAAAAAGAAGAGAACACCGAUACUUUCUAAAAUGGAGGUACCUAGGCAAACGAUCUAAUAAAAAAAUUAUUAUAUAGAAGACAUUCUUAAUCCAACAUCUGCCGUUCGAGACGAUCAACCUGGAAGAAUUUUAUCGUCUAAGAAAGAUUAAGCAUUUUCCUGACGGCAAGAUAUAAUCAAUAUAGCGUCGCUCUAGCAGCAGAAUUAAAUCUGGCCAAUGGACUACUUCGAGAGACGGAGAGACGACUGACGACAGUAACGUCGUUAUAGAUGACAACGAAGACCGGGAGGACUUUCGCUGUGUCGUCGGCUGACUAGUCUUGACCGAGACGUGUUGAGAAUAAAUUGUACAUAGCCCCUGUGUAAAUAGUGUAGCAAAAACUUUGUUUCUUCGCGAUUUCCGCGCGUGAAUUCGCUUUCUUACGGUCUCUCCAUCCAGGAACGCUAGAGGCUCGUAAUCUUUGAGAAGGAUGCAGUACAAAUGGAAUCAUAUGAAUUACAAGAGCUGUGUCGUGAGUGUUCGAUCUCGUGGAAACGACGUAAGAACAACUUUCACUUUAAUUUUUUUCCUUUCUUUCUAUUUAAUAUCAAUGAAAAGAUAAUGCAAAGCGCGAAAAUUUUCUUCCUGUAAAAAGUUUUAUUUAAUUUUUAUUCGCGUGUUACGCGAAUAAAAACGGUCCGUUCUAUGGGCAGAUAAGUAGAUAAUGAAUUUUAUUCGUUUAUUCGCGAUCAUGACGUCGCAUUUUGCCGGUUAAUCAUUAUCUGCUGUAUUAAUUUAACUAUAAUUUUACUGUUAAUUGGACGAUCAAUUUAAUGGUUUCACUUGCUUCAAUGUGAAACUAAAAUGUAUAUUAAAAUGUAUAUUUAUUAUUAAUUUUUAAUAUAUUCUUCUACACUCGAGCACUUCUACAAUCGAACCUUAGCCUAAUUUAAUAAUUUUCUUCCAUUCAGCCCUUCGUGUAGGCUAAAUAAAAGAAAAUUAUUAAAUUUGUGUGUGGGCUGUUCGAUUUUCUUUUGUUAAGUUUUUCGCAACAAUACACGGAAAAAAAAUUAUGCUGUAUCAACAGCAUCAGUAUAAUUGAGAUAAAAUCUAUUGAUUCAACAUCAAUAUUAAUAAACAAAAAACAUCAGAUAGUUGUUUUAAUAAUUUAAAUAUUUGACUCAAUAAUAUCUAAUUGAAUUAACUAUUUAUAUUUGUGGCAGCCCGUGACGUCAACAUUUAAUUGAAGCAACUUCAUUUUUUUUUAAUUGAACAUUUUUUUGUGUAGGUCUUUCCGUGAUAAGAUUGUCAUGUACCCUAUGCCCAACCUGGGGAACCAGGCGGCGAUCAAAUUAUUGAAUAAAAACCAACGAUUCUUAUUGUUAGUUGGAUUUGCGUAACUCGGCUCAUUGGAGCAGCGCAUAUCUUUUUGGGGCAUACUUUUAUACCCGAGAACGGGCACCUGGAGCUACUUAGACGCCUCAGUGUUGAAAAAAUGAAGCUCACGUCAUAGUAAUUAUAUAGUGCCUUUUUUUCUUUCGUUUUUUAAAUAUUUCUUUUAUUUCUCCUUACUUUUUUCGGAAAAUGUUGAGUAAAUCUAUA